Prosopis cineraria is the source of this 1960-nucleotide messenger RNA. RefSeq names its product probable mitochondrial-processing peptidase subunit beta, mitochondrial. Gene Ontology annotation, biological process: proteolysis. Gene Ontology annotation, molecular function: metal ion binding; metalloendopeptidase activity. Gene Ontology annotation, cellular component: mitochondrion. The record is from RefSeq and is a predicted model, not a curated record. Bases 131 to 1726 code for a protein of 531 amino acids. The transcript is spliced from 9 exons. Lineage: Eukaryota; Viridiplantae; Streptophyta; Magnoliopsida; Fabales; Fabaceae.
CCUAACCGCUCCUUCGUUGUCAGGCUCUCAGCUUGCAUCUUCCUUUUCCUUGAUCCUAAUUAUCUCUGCUCUUCGUGUCGCCACUCAAACCCUAACUAGCUGCGCGCCUGGGCGAGUUUCUCACAGAGCCAUGGCCUUCAAGCACCUUCUAUCCCUGGCUCGGCGCUCGCGACGACGUCGCUUAUCCCCUCUCUCAUCUUCAUUCCAGACCGUCCGAACCUCAUCAUCCUCACCGGCCGUCGCUACUCCAUCGUCCCCUCCCUCCCCUCCUCCUCCCAAUGUCAUGAUCUACGAUCACCUGGCCGAGGCUGUGAAAUCCAAACUCAGGCAGCUCGAACAUCCCGACCCACGAUUCCUCAAGUACGGGUCUCCCCGCCCCACCUUGUCGGAUCAUACACGGAUCCUCUCUGCACCCGAAACUCGCGUUACUACUCUUUCUAAUGGACUCCGGGUGGCCACGGAGUCUAACCUUGCAGCGAAAACUGCAACCGUAGGCGUCUGGAUUGACGCAGGAUCGCGGUUUGAGACCGAGGAGACUAAUGGGACCGCGCAUUUCCUCGAGCACAUGAUCUUCAAGGGCACCGAGAAGAGGACGGCUCGCGAGCUGGAGGAGGAGAUUGAGAAUAUGGGUGGGCAUUUGAAUGCGUACACCUCGAGGGAACAAACUACUUAUUACGCCAAGGUUACCGAUAAGGAUGUUCCUAAGGCACUUGAUAUUUUGUCUGAUAUAUUGCAGAAUUCAAAGUUUGAUGAGAACCGAAUUAGCCGGGAGCGCGAUGUGAUACUCAGGGAAAUGGAAGAGGUUGAGGGGCAAACAGAGGAAGUCAUUUUUGACCAUUUGCAUGCAACAGCUUUCCAGUACACUCCUCUGGGUAGAACUAUUCUUGGACCUGCUCAGAACAUUAAGACAAUCACCAAAAAUCAUCUACAGAGCUACAUUCAGACACACUACACAGCUCCCAGGAUGGUUAUAGCUGCGUCUGGAGCUGUGAAGCAUGAAGAUAUUGUUGAGCAAGUAAAAAAGUUAUUCACUAAGUUGUCAGCAGAUCCCACUACCGCAUCUCAAUUAGUUGCAAAAGAACCAGCUAUUUUUACUGGUUCUGAGGUUAGAAUGAUUGAUGAUGAUAUUCCCCUCGCACAAUUUGCAGUGGCUUUUGAAGGAGCAGCUUGGACAGAUCCUGAUUCCAUUUCCCUGAUGGUCAUGCAAGCUAUGUUGGGCUCUUGGAACAAGACAGCAGGAGGUGGAAAACAUAUGGGUUCUGAGUUGGCACAACGGGUUGGCAUUAAUGAAGUUGCGGAAAGCAUGAUGGCUUUCAACACUAACUAUAAGGAUACCGGCCUUUUUGGUGUUUACGCUGUUGCUAAGCCUGAUUGCUUGGAUGACUUGGCUUAUGCAAUAAUGUAUGAGACCACAAAGUUGGCUUAUCGUGUUUCAGAAGAUGACGUCACACGUGCUCGUAAUCAGUUGAAAUCUUCACUCCUGCUACACAUAGAUGGUACAAGUCCAGUGGCUGAAGAUAUUGGGCGCCAGUUACUCACCUACGGUAGAAGAAUUCCGUUUGCUGAAUUGUUUGCAAGAAUUGAUGCUGUAGAUGCAAGCACAAUUAAACGUGUCGCGAACCGAUUCAUUUAUGACAAGGAUAUAGCUAUUGCAGCCAUGGGACCUAUUCAGGGCUUGCCUGAUUACAACUGGUUCAGACGCAGAACCUACUGGAACCGCUAUUAGUUCACUCUAGCUUUCUGUUUGUUCUUUCCUUUUGACUACACAGGAGGUCUGGCCCAACGUUUUGUUCCAUUUUACUACAUAUGUGCCUUUGGAUGGCUGCUUUGACAAUAAUUUUUUAUUUAUUUGUUAUGGGCCUUCCUUUUUGUAACACUUCCAAAGAAAAAAAACGCAUAUGCCAUCUUCACUCUCACAAGUGUUGUCAUAAUGACAUUCUGAGCUGCUUUGCUGGUCUUA